AUGCAAGCCGCCGUCACCGAUCACCCUCCGCCCGACCUUGAUAGCACUUCGGACACUGAAUCUGCCGAUACUAUCAUCGAUCCAGUCCAAGACACUGUCAGUUCCGAUGAGGGUUCGGACUCUGUUGUUCUGGAUGAUCCCGAGGCUUCCGUUCCCAAGAAUCAGGAUCUCAUGUCCCCCAUGCCUGUGUACUUCAAGACUGUGGUCCUUGAUCUUUUCAAGAAGCAGCUUCAAAAGGACAACAAGGAGCACUUGAUCCCCAAGGUGUAUAUUGCCAUUUCUCAUGGAGUGGUGAAGGUUGGCUGUACUGAUCCUGAGUGUCAGGCUGCCUCGGAACAAGGGUUUACUGUUCAGUGGACACCUAGCAGCAAGACCUACCGCCCUAUGGCCUGGAGAGCCCUCACCUUCGCCCUCCAAAAGGAAUGCAACAUUGCCGAGCCUGUUCCGGUCCACAAAGGGACUCCUUUGACCCGUCAAAGCCGAUCCGUUCGACACCAACUUGAUGGUACUGGAAGUAGUGGUGUCGCCACCAUUCCUUCGAUCUUGCAGGACGUCUCGAAUGUCUCUUGGGAUAGUAUGACCGACUGUCUCGGUUCUGGAAAAGGACACUCACUGUCCCGAGCCUUGCGGUCGGUCCCGUUCAUGAUCAAGCCCGAACUCAUUGUUUCUAUCGAGUUCAAAGCAACAGGCCAGUUUAUUGUUCAAAGUAUGGGAUGUCCGAUUUGCGAACAGUCGGAUUCUGAAGAUAUCCACUCGACCUUUACACUCGAAUACUUCCCGGCAGCUAUGUCCUUCACACUUGAGCCUGGACACUGUCAGUCUGUCCACGGAACCCUCAACAGUGACAUUGCUAACAACCUGGCGACGUGGCAUCGCAAGCUAUCGGACUCGACUGUCGAUGUAGACGAUCAAAUGGAGGUCAUGAAAACCGACGUCCAGGAAAUCAUUGCAGCAUCAUUUGCCAGCUCGUUCAUCACCGGCUUCAGUCCACAGACUGAUCAAAGAGGAUUCAACAUUGAACUCAAUGGCUCCUGCUUCUUUUGCAAGACCAGUGGAGUCGUGCUCAGUGGAUCCAUCACCUCCGAAGGAUUCCGAUUCCGAUGCUCAAAUUGCAAUGUCGAGGACCCAACAGGCCCAAAGCGAUUCCCCAUCGACCGCUACAUGUGGAGCAAUCCCUCCAGCAGCUUCACCCAGUACAUCAAGCAAAUGAAUACCCAGUGUGAUGUCACUGCUCAGGCAGCUCUGUGCUUCAAGGAUUAUCUCACCAACACCACUGGAAACGCCGAGCUGCUUGAUUUCCUUGCUUCUGUGUUCGGGGACGUCUGGUUGCACGAUCGUGAUCGCCCCGGCAACUGGUACCAUUUCAACGGAGUGUACUGGGAAAGGUCCAACGGCAACAGCGAACUCAACAACCUUGUGCUCGAUUACUUGAGACGAAUCUUCAGGAGGGCCCUGGAGUGGUACUCGGACCUCGAAGGACGCGACCUUCCACAUUCUGCAGAAACCAUCGGCCACUUUGAGCGAAUGAAACAGAAGAUGGUGGACUCUGGUUUUGUAAGCCAACUCGUCAAUGGCGGACUGUCACAUCAACUGUCGGUCAAGUUUCCCGAGUUCAAGCAACGCAGGAACAAGAAUCCUUUGCUGCACGUCACCAGGGACGGAACCCUGGACUUGACCACGAUGGUGUUUCGACCCAGUAGACCCGAGGACUACUUCACGAUGUGGUCGAGCGCUUAUUACAACGACCAAGGGACUGAAGCCGUUCUUAGAGCCAUGGAUCACUUGAACGAAAUCAUUCGCAGCAUCUUUGUGGAUCCGGACCAAUUCGAUUGGAACAUGCGCUACUUUGCCAGUCUCCUGGAUGGCAACAACGACGAGCAGUUCCUGGUCCUCGGCAUCGGCAGCUCUUCCAACGGCAAGUCACUUAUGGCCAAGAUUCUCCGGAUGACCCUUGGCCCGGUGUACUCCAGCAUGUUGACCAGCUCCUACCUCCAUACAA
This is a messenger RNA of Polychytrium aggregatum, 1999 nucleotides long. RefSeq lists its product as uncharacterized. The record is from RefSeq and is a predicted model, not a curated record. Lineage: Eukaryota; Fungi; Chytridiomycota; Chytridiomycetes; Polychytriales. The transcript is spliced from 3 exons. The annotation marks the transcript as partial.